Dipodomys ordii (Ord's kangaroo rat) is the source of this 3514-nucleotide messenger RNA. RefSeq names its product fat storage-inducing transmembrane protein 2 (gene Fitm2). The record is from RefSeq and is a predicted model, not a curated record. Gene Ontology annotation, cellular component: endoplasmic reticulum membrane. Bases 59 to 847 code for a protein of 262 amino acids. Gene Ontology annotation, biological process: phospholipid biosynthetic process; lipid droplet organization; lipid storage. Lineage: Eukaryota; Metazoa; Chordata; Mammalia; Rodentia; Heteromyidae. The transcript has 2 exons.
GCGGGGACGGUGGCCGCGAAGGCGCUGGGGAGGCGGACGGUGGCCGGCGAGGUUCGGCAUGGAGCACCUGGAGCGCUGCGCGUGGUUCCUCCGCGGGACGCUGGUGAGGGCGGCCGUGCGGCGGUACCUCCCGUGGGCCCUGGUCGCCUCCAUGCUGGCGGGCUCCCUCCUCAAGGAGCUGUCCCCGCUGCCCGAGAGCUACCUCAGCAACAAGCGCAACGUCCUCAACGUGUAUUUUGUCAAACUGGCCUGGGCCUGGACAUUCUGUCUCCUCCUGCCCUUCAUUGCCCUUACCAACUACCACCUGACGGGCAAGGCCGGCCUGGUCCUGCGGCGGCUCAGCACCCUGCUGGUGGGCACGGCCAUCUGGUAUGCCUGCACGUCCCUCUUCUCCAACAUCGAGCAUUACACAGGCAGCUGCUACCACUCGCCUGCCCUGGACAAGGUCCGGGAGGAACACCAGAGCAAACAGCAGUGUCACCGGGAAGGGGGCUUCUGGUACGGCUUUGACAUCUCGGGCCAUUCCUUCCUGCUAACCUUCUGUGCCCUCAUGAUUGUGGAGGAGAUGGCGGUGCUGCAUGAGGUGAAGACGGACCGGAACCACUACCUGCACACUGCCAUCACCACGCUGGUCAUCGCCCUGGGCUUCCUCACCUUCAUUUGGGUGUGGAUGUUUCUAUGCACGGCCGUGUAUUUCCAUGACUUUUCCCAGAAAGUAUUUGGCACCUUGUUUGGGUUGCUGGGCUGGUAUGGGACCUAUGGGUGUUGGUACCUGAAAUCCUUUUCCCCAGGACUCCCUCCCCAGAGCUGUAGUUUGACUUUGAAACAAGACAGUCAUAAGAAGUAAAAGAGAAACAGAACUGGGGGAGGGGGUGGGAGAAGUCAAUGGCUAAUAUAUUUUCCAUGUAUUUUGUUUAGGAUCUGGCUAAAUUAUUUAUCCCAUUUCAGAGAGGAAGCUUAGCAGGCAGUUUUGGGGGGUGGAGUGGAGUCUGGCAAGAUUUAGUCUUCAGGCUCUCCUUGGUGACAUCAUCUGUGGCGCAGAUGCCAUCAUUUCUGUCAGGCUCUCUUCAUCCCUGGCAGGACUUGACCUUAGCCUGGCACGGUCUUUUGCCCCUAGACAGGGAAAGAUAAGGCUUGACAAAAGGACAGAAUCAGGAGAGUCUCAUGUGGCUGGCUCAAGGGGAGAGGCCAGAGCCUCACGACCCUGCUGCUGCCAUGUUCCUGAUUCUUGUUCUCUUGAUUUAUUGGCUGUUAAUGCUGUGAUUUGAACAGUAUUUUCUGGUCGAUAUACAUAUGCACUUAUUUCUGGCAGGGUUCUCUAUAAAACACCCCACACCUGAGAGACACUCAGAUUGUGAUACAAUAUCUGUUUCCUCUGUGGAAUGUCGAAUAUUUGCAUCUGGCUGCGAUCAGCCAUUAGACUGCAGUGCCUGGAUGAUUUCUAUGUAACGAACAAUGACAUUUUUCUGUCCACACUGUUCUGUGUUCGCUUUUUUGGAGCAAUAAGGUUGCCUUUAUUAUUAAUUUUUCCUCUUCUAUUUUGAGUGAAUGCUUUAUACCUUUUUAAUAACAACUACAGCGUUUGCUCCUUGUUGACAAAGCUGAGAACCCCUCACAGGUCCAGGGCUGCCCUUUGGCACAUGUCAACUGUUUUCUGGGGUUAUUUUUAGAACACUAAUUUACUCUAUAUAAACCAAACUCUUGGUUUAGAGGAUUUAAGUCCCAUCUCUUGUCAAGAGUAAAACUGGAAAGCAGCUAUUUUAAUCAUUUGACGUAUUUUUCAAAGUGCUUGUUUGUACUGCAGCUCUUCCUGACCACAUGUCAGAGCUGCAGACUGACUACGGUCAAGUUUAUAUGGUAAGCGAUCAGUGUUGCUGUGCUCUGUGGCCCAAGGCCCUUUUACCUUUGGACAAGAUUUUGAUCAUUGAGAAGUGAAGACAGAUGUGUCUCUGUGAUGCAAGAAGCCAGCCUGUUGGCAAAGACAUCUUGAUUGAACAGUGGUCUGACUUUGGCCCCACCUACUCUCCCUCACACCACCAACAGAACAGCACAGGGCUGGCCCUGCUCGCUGGCCCUGUCUGCUGGCCUUGCAGUCUGCCCACCUCUUCUUCCCUCCUCGAAGCACUCCUCAGUUUUAAACUUUGUUCGGUGCCUUCACUGAGAAGGCUGAGGAGGGUUAGAAGUCCUGUUACCUCCGUCCCACAAGGCACAGUUCCACUCUGGGAUAAAAAGGUCCCUUUCUUUUCCCAGACUAUCUCUUAGUCUUGGGCUUCUUGGAUAAUCACCUAAGCUGCUCUGAUGCCUCUCCCCCAGUGGAUAACAGCAUUAACUGAUAAGCACUACACUUGACUGACUUAACUCUAGUUUAGCUUGUUAGGAGAUUGGCAACUCUGGAGGGCAGUUAUUUUUUUAUAUGAAGAUAAUUGAAGUAUGUAUUUCACCUCCGAAUGAGCUGCAGUCAACUUUAUCGAUUAAAAUAUGAGGUGGAAGAUGUUGUCUCUAAGGAGGGAGAAACACAGGCAAGGAUGUCAUGGUGCUUUGGAAAGAAGUAACAGGUGGGCAGAGAGGGCCUCUCACCUGGGAUUUCCAUCUGUUCCAGAGUGUCUUGACAGUGGGGCUGGGCCAGACAACAGGGGGCUGUGUCAGCCAGGUUGAAAAGUAAGUUUCAUGUUCAGCACCAGCAGGGAACAGGCACAGGUGUCUCCACAAGCUCAUUUGUCACACGCCGGUCUCCAGACAUUUUUCUCAUGCUCUGAUCCAGGCGUAACACUAAAUGGACUGCAGGUUGGAACUGGAGUUAGCUAGUCUUCUGUGUGGAUUGGGCUUCUGCCACCUGCUCAUCCUUGAUGCCCUUUGUUUUCCUUUUGUGCUGGGGAUGGAGCCCAGGGCUUUGUGCUUGCUGGGCAAGCAUUCUACCUCUGAGCAAUAUGCCCAGCUCCCUUAGGCAUCCUAGAGAGCAUUCACCCCUACUCUGUGUGAGGCAGCCUGGCCUGAGUGAGGCGGGGGGGGGGGAGGGCAGUAAUGGCAAAUAAGAGGUGAAGGCUUGGCACCAUCCCCAAGUGUCACAUGACCUUAUGGGCCAGCCUUAUCUUCUUCCUCUGAGGCAGAGAUGAUACUGUUUGGGUUAAAAGAGAUGAUGCAUGUAUAGUGCUGAGCAUAAGCGCCACUUCCUUUUCCCAGACAGCCUCUGGGAUGGAUCUUUAUGCUCCUCUACAUGUCCUCUAACAUCGCUUGUGGAGCCAUUUGCAGUCUAGAUCACUCAUUGACACAGUCUCAUGGUGUCUUUUGAAAAGUGUUUAUUGUCCCCAGGUGCUGAACAUGAGGCUUUGGGAUCACAGAGACCUGCUGCACAUGCACGUGCUUUGCCUGUAUGGAAAGGUUCACUUGCUUGUUUCCGUGUGCAUCUGUCAUUGUCUGGGUACCAGAUUGUAUUUCGAGAAUGGCUCGUGCUACUGUUAAACACACACAGAUCCUGUGUGGAAACAAGCAAAUUAAAGUACACUGGAAAUAACAG